AUGAGUCAGAAGGGUUUGAUAUACAGCUUUGUUGCGAAAGGAACCGUCGUUCUAGCGGAGCAUACUCCUUAUUCAGGAAACUUUAGCACCAUUGCUGUUCAAUGUCUGCAGAAGCUACCCACAAAUAGCAGCAAGUAUACUUACUCUUGCGACGGUCACACUUUCAAUUUCCUUGUCGACAAUGGUUUUGUGUUUCUUGUGGUUGCUGAUGAGUCUACUGGAAGAAGUGUUCCUUUUGUGUUCCUUGAACGGGUUAAGGAAGACUUCAAGAAGCGGUAUGAGGCGAGUAUAAAGAACGAUGAGCCACACCCUCUUGCAGAUGAUGACGAAGAUGAGGAUUUGUUUGGAGAUCGGUUUAGCAUUGCGUACAAUCUCGACAGGGAGUUCGGGCCUAUACUUAAGGAGCAUAUGCAGUAUUGUAUGAGCCAUCCAGAAGAGAUGAGCAAACUUUCAAAGUUGAAGGCUCAAAUAACUGAGGUCAAGGGGAUCAUGAUGGACAACAUUGAGAAGGUCUGCUUUUGUAGCUUUGUGUGA
Molecule: messenger RNA, 534 nt
Organism: Microthlaspi erraticum
Lineage: Eukaryota; Viridiplantae; Streptophyta; Magnoliopsida; Brassicales; Brassicaceae
Source: the annotation of a GenBank genome assembly